AUGUCAUCUCUUCAAUACGCCUACGAACAAAUGCAAUUGGAUUUUCUUCACAUUUGCAGUAUGGGCGAUGAAGUUCGCGUGAGAGAUGCACUUCUGACGGGACGAGUUGACACAAAUUAUCGACAUAAAUCAAAUGGCUGGACUGCUUUGCACUGGGCUGCAAACCGUGGACACUACGACGUCGCUCUCCUUCUCAUAGAAGCCGGAUACGCUUUAAACGCAGAAGACACAAAACAAAGAGUACCGUACGACGUGUGCCCAGAAGACAAAGACAAGCUGAGAACAGUACUCCAGCCGGGAGAAGAACGCGAGAAUAUGGUGCAGAACAAUGCUUCACGUCGAACAUCAGACGCCAGUGACCAAUCGUCACCAGGAUUCGUUCCAAAUUACGUUCGUCAUCCACCAUUUCCAUAUGCUAUGAAGAAUUCAUUCGACAGUUUCUCCACUCCACCAAAUUCAUCUGGUUCGAAUGGACCAGGAUCUCCAGGACCUUUAAACUCACCAACUUAUUCAUAUGGAAGAAGAGAUUCAUUCAAUAAAACACGAUUCUUGUUAGUUAGAACAAGCGUGGAAAAAGGAAAAGAAACAUACAAACGAGUGACACUUCCCGGUGGAUCAGAUGUCGACCGACUCAAAACAACUAUUGAAAAAGCAUGCAAAGGACGACAAGUAGAUAUGAUAUUCACACUGCCAGAUAACGAUUUAGUAGAAACAAUCGAUCAGAUUCAUCAGUUCAAAGACUGUCAGAAAAUAGAUGUAGUUUUCAAGGAUAACGGCAGAGAAACGACUCCAGCAGUGACGGGUGACGAAGUCAAAAUGUCGGAAGAACGAGAAGUGUCACCAAAAGAUUUGGUCGUUGAAAAAGAAUACGGACAAGAAGAUAUCGAUAUUCCGAAAAAUGAUGAACACGAGGAUAAGGACGAGGAGCCAAGACCAGCAACUCCAGCUGAGGAUCUCUCCCGUUUUGUGAAGGAGCCAAGCCCACCAAUCAGUCUCGCAGCUACUGAUUUGGAUUCGAAUAAUGGUGAAGGAAACGGAGAAGGACAGGAGCCAAAGUUGAUUCCACUGGCUACCCGUCAAAGUCUCGACUCGGAUCCAGGAGAUUUUGAGAAGGUCGAUAAGGAAGAGGCUGCCAAGUUGUCUGAAACGUCUCCCGCUGUUGCUGGAAUCGCCGCUGCUAUUCCAAUUAUUUCGGCUCAAGUCGAGGAUGAGCACAACGAUCCGACGGUCCCCGAGCCAGAACAAGAGCCAACAUUCGCUCCACCACCAUCUGCUCGUCAGGCACCUUCUUCCAAAGCAACCGUCGUCGAAGAAUCAAAACAAGUGCCAGAAGAUAGACAAUCGAGUGAUUUGGCCACGUGGAUUCACAAUAAUCCGGAUAUCGUGAGAAAUGUUGCGACUGCCGCUGCAGUUGCUGGAGUCGCUGGACUCGGAUACUACGUCUACGUUAAGAAAUUUAAGUAA
Messenger RNA from Caenorhabditis remanei, 1464 nucleotides. RefSeq lists its product as uncharacterized. The transcript is spliced from 8 exons. Gene Ontology annotation, molecular function: protein binding. NCBI's taxonomy places the organism in Eukaryota, Metazoa, Nematoda, Chromadorea, Rhabditida, Rhabditidae. The coding region runs from base 1 to 1464 and encodes 487 amino acids. The record is from RefSeq and is a predicted model, not a curated record.